GUCCGCCUAAGGGCGGGGAGCCCGCGCCAGCUCCCGGUGCUGCCAUGCUGCCGGCGCUCCGCUAGGCGAGCCCGGCUCCAGCAGCGGCUCGGGACCUGACGGGCGGGGAUCGCUGCGCCUCACCCCGGGCGGCGGCACCAUGAGGAACGGCGAGGACCUGGAAGGCUUCGAUGGCGAAGCGUCCAGCACCUCCAUGAUCUCCGGGGCCAGCAGCCCCUACCAGCCCACCACCGAGCCCGUCAGCCAGCGCCACGGGCUGGGCGGCCUCCGCUGCGACCUGGACUAUCUGCGGGGCGCUCUCGGCAAGAUCAAGAUCACCGAAGUGGUUUUGGCACUGAUUGCAUUCAUCUGCAUAGAGACCAUCAUGGAAUGCUCCCCUUGCGAAGGCCUGUAUUUCUUUGAGUUUGUGAGCUGUAGUGCAUUUGUAGUUACUGGAGCUUUAUUGCUUAUGUUCAGUCUAAAUCUUCACACAAGAAUACCACAGAUCAACUGGAAUCUUACAGAUCUUGUCAACACUGGACUCAGCACUUUCUUCUUUUUCAUUGCAUCUGUAGUACUUGCUGCUUUGAACCAUAAAACUGGAGCAGAAGUUGCUGCUGUGAUAUUUGGUUUCUUGGCGAUGAUAGUGUAUGCUGUGAAUAUGUAUUUAGCUGUUAAAAAAUGGCGAAUGAACAGCAGACAGCAGAACAGCCGGCAGACAAGUGAUUACAUUCGUGCUCGGACAGAAUCAAGAGAAGUAGAUCACCACCCUGAGAUUCAGCGUCUGGAUGCGUGAAAACUACAGCUGAGUGGGACUGCAAAGAGGGGAUAGAAAACAGCAACUUUUUAUUUUGCUUCAUCCAGUGAAGUUUAUAUAGUUCGAAGUUUUCAUUUUUUAGGAAGAGUCUUGGCAGAGAUAAGCUGACCAUUUAUAUGUACAGAGAGAGAAGUUGAUCUACAUUUAUUCAGAAGUUAUUGGCUUGGAGGCUAUAAUUAUUGGCCAUUCAAAAGCACGAUCUAUAUACAAUGAUUACAUAUAUAUCUGAUGUAUGUUAAUAUUUUAGAUUAAACACCUGUAUAGUACUUCUUUCCAGGUACCAGCUCUAGAGAGACUUGCGCACUCUGCCACUAUUUCAUCACCCAGUAGGAAUGUUAUGAUCAACACUAUAUUGUUCUGUUAAAAGAAAGAAAUAUUCCAAAACUUAAGUACAUUUUAUUGCAUAUGAAAAGAAAGUGAGGGACAAAUAGCAAUAACAUAAGCCAGCUUUAGCGUACACCAACACUUUAUACUCUUCCUCAUGCAGCUUUGCCAAUGCAAUUCACUUCUCACCUGCAAGACCUACCACACAGUUCCAUCCUUGGUACAUCUUGUAGCUGACACAGGCAAUCACAUCAGAUAUUUGGGCUGGUGGAUUGGUGAUAUGGACAGACAAACUAUAGACUACUAAAACCACCAAACUCAUUUCUUGUAUGACCUCAACCAGAUUUUGAAUUGGCGCUCCUACAUGUGAAAGACUAGCACUUUCACCGGCUACACAGUCAAAACAACCCAUCCAACACUAGUAUGUAGGUGUCUGCUCGUGUUUUAAUAUGUAUUACAUGAUUUUCAUUCAUGAAAUACUUUUGGGGGGUUGUCAAGUAAUAGACUCUACACCCCAAUCAAGGUUCAUUUUUUAUUUCGAGGUUCAGUCAUCUGGGAAUUUUAAGGAAAUCAGGAGCCACCAAAAAUGCAUGAUGUAUAUAUUGUAGGAUAUUCCAAGACUAUGGCGUGUUUUGUGUAGGAUAAAUACAUUUUAUGGCAUAUUCUGGUUUUAGAUUGGUUGUUCUGUUAAAUUAAAAUUGGUUGGUAGUAGGUAAAAUAAUUUGGUUUAAUGCCUAAAUUGGACAUAGCUAUAAAACAUUUUUAUAAUGUUCCUUUGAAGCUAAUUUUAGGUAACGAGGACUUAUGGGUGGUUGAACCUAUUGUUUUUCUCUGUUUGCUUCUCAUGUUUACAGACCAUUUUCCUAGCUCAAAUUUUCUCACUUCCAUUGAACUUUCAGUGAAGAGAAGACUAUAUUCUCUGGUUAUUGAAUUCUGCAAUAAUAUGUCUAGAACCUUAAUCAUAAUUUUAUUAGGGAGACUUCACUAAUAUCGUGUGUGUCCCAUGUAAUAAUGGGUUGGCAUAUGGAUAAGUGGUUACAACAGCUUUCUCAUUUAUUGUAGAUGGGAACACAACACCAUGCCACCCCCAGUGGAGUCAAAUAUAAACGUGAUGUACUUGAGUAAGAUCUUCAUGGAAGUCAGUGAAGUUGUAUACACUCACACCAGAUGUGAGUUUGUUCCACAGACUUUUAGCAUCGCAUUCAUGUGUAACUGUUCCCAGUAUGGGUUGAUGUUUACAUCAGUACAUAGUUGGAAUCAUAAGUAUAAGACACUGUCAAGUCAAUUUUAAGUGCAAAAUGUAGAUUUUUUUUUCCAAACAGAGUUUUACCAACCCUAAAGUUAAUAGAAAUGUUUACAUGAAACUUUUUUUUUUCUUGGUAAUUCCAAAAGAAACAGGGAAGGCUCUAGAUUUGAACAUUCUGCGCUGUUCACUUCUCAGGUGAUGCAAGCCUUGUGCUGAUGCACGAAAACCAGAAAGUGAGACUGUUUCUCUCGUCUUUCUCCAACUUGUUUGCUAUUUGCAAUCAUUCCACAUAAACUAGAUAUUUUAAAAAUUCUGUUUUAAUAAUUAAAUUAAAGGAAACUAAUUGUUUAUUUUUAACCGAUAGAGGCCUGUUUAUCAUAUUAUCAUAUUUAAUGUUAUAUUUUACAUUUCACUGAAAGUUGUAACUGAAGGGAGUGCUGAGUUUAGAGUCUAAUAGUUGAAGUUCUAAUGAUCCUCUAGAGUGGUUAAGAACAUAGCCAUUUUAUUAAUUAAUUCCAGUGAAAGCUAGCUUUAAUGGGGUGUCACAUGAAAACUGGCCCAUAAUUCAGUAUGGUUAGCAGUGCUGAAUGGAGGUCUGCACUGUGCCCAUUGGAUAAGUUGUUUUUUCAGCAUGCUGUGCCAAGCAUUGGAGGGAUGAUAUAAUUGGGGUAGUUCGUAGUUGUUGCAGUUUAAAAAAAAGAAUAUCCAUAAAUUAAAAACUAAACACAGUGAUCUUUAGGGUAGACUUGCAGCUUAGUUUAAAGGAAUAUACUGAAAUCUUAUUGAAACCCUCUGAAAAGGGAUUCAGAGGAUGCCUAUAUUAAUAUUUCAUGGGUGAGGUCUUCCGCUGAAGUCAAGUAAUAGAGAAAUCCAGUGUAUGGUAUAAAAAUGAAGACUUUUCAACAUCGCAAAAGUGUAUCCUGUUAGCUGAUCAGUAGAAGGAAUGAAAUGGUAUAUUAUACAAUCCCCUUAUGCUUUUCUAGUUAAUUUCUGACCCUAAGCAAUGUUCUGGUUACUUAGAGAUCUAGACAGAGAUCCAUUUACAAUUUUAUGUACUUUCUUGGUAUCUUUUAACAUUAUGUGCAUUUUACUGCAUGGGAAAGGGAGAAAACUGCAUAGUGCGUUGUCAGAGUUAGAUCACAGAAGGUUUUUGUUAAAGUGCGUGCUUGGUCUGGCUAGUUAAUGUGAAUUACUUUUUUUACAGUAAUCUGAUACAGUGGUCUCUAGUAUAUUGUACAAUCAUAUAGCAAAUGUACGAUAUGAUUACACAUGAGAUACAAUGGCUUUGAUGUUCUGAGUACAAAAUAUAAUUAUUUAUUAUUUACACCAUGAUUACGUGGUCAGCAUAAUUAUAGAAGAAGAUAUGAAGUUUUUGAGAUGAGCUAGGACAGAAUAAAAAUUAAAAAAAACCACUUUCUGAACACAAAUCUUAAAUAACUGUAAACAAACAGAAAAUAGAUGCAACUUCCAUAUAACUUUUGGGACCAAAGAUGAUUUUAGUGUUGAUAGAUACACUUUUUAAAAAAAACUAAAUUAGAGAUUUGUUAGUCUAGGAAAACAUUAUUUAUGAAUGUCAUGCAAGUUGAAGGGGAUGGAUUCAUUGGCCUUAUGAUAGAAAAUUAAAAUUCAUAUGCUGAUAUCCUACAGAAUGUACACAAUGAUUUGUUUUUUCCAGACUGGAUUUUGUACUGUGGCAUAAUGAAAUAUCAGCAUCUUUCCAACAAAUUAAAAAAAGCUAAUAACCAGAAUGCAGAUACUGGUAUUGGCCUUUAUAUAAAAAAAUGGGGCAGAAAACAUAGGAAACUCAUCUUAAAGUGCUUCCCCCUAUCAGAUUACAGUUCUGCUUUACUACCGGUUAGUCUCACUUUGAACUGCUUGUUAAACAUAAAGGGACCACUUCCUUAGUCCACAAGAGAACUACUUUGCUCCACAAAGGGAUCCACAACAUUGUAAAUAGAGCUCAAAUUAAAACCAGAACAUUAAACCAUUUCUCAACUAUGUGGAAAUGUGGUGCUUGAAAUUGUCUUAGUCAUCAGGGCAUUCUUUCCAAGGCAAAUCCUGUCCUCAGAUAUGCAAUUCCAAUGUAUUUCAGUGUGUAUGUGUAGCUGAGGGAAAAAUUUGCCAUAUUUGUGCACACCCCAUAAGUAGGGCCCUAAGAAAUUCACGGUCUGUUCUGGUAAAUUUCAUGGCCGGAGGGUUUUAAAAUAAGUCAGUUUCACCUUUCAGAUUUUAUGUCUGAAAUUUCACGGUGUUGUAACCAUUGAGGUCCUGACUCAAAACGAGACUUGGGGGUUGGCAAAGCUGUUGUACGGGGGUCAUGGGAUUGUCACCCUCAUUUCCAUGCUGCCGUCAGAGCUGGUUUCCGUGGAGCUUCCUGCAACCAGGGGAGGUACCCAGAGGUGGGGCUGAUCUCUCCCUCCUCCCUCUCCAGAGCUGCUAUGCAGGGGAAGAGCAUGUCCUGUCCCUCCCCAGACCAGCUGGGAUUAGCAGCUAGGAGCCCCUGGAUGGGGCGGUCCCAGAAGCAAGGGGAGAUCAGACCCACCUCCACCUCCAGGAACCUUCUCUGGCUGCCGGAAGCUUGGUGACUGCUGUUUGGGCUCUGAAGGCAGCACAGCUACGGAUCUUUCUGCAGCCAGGGGAGGAGGUGGGUCUAUCUCCUCCUAAGAACAGCCUUGCAGGGGAAGAGGAAGUCCCGUCCCUCCCCAGCCUGGCGGACUAUCAGCAGGAGCCAGCUGAAUGGUAAGAGCCCCCCUGCUGGGGCACCCCCAGGCCUGCACCUUUCCCUCCCCUCCAAUAGCUACAUUUCACUGGAAAGGUCUGAUUUCACGGGACGUAACGUGUUUUUCACGGCUGUGAAUCUGGUAGGGCCCUACCCAUAAGAGAACAUGAAUGAAAUAGACAAAUAAUGGUAGCAGCUACACGUGCAGACUUCUGGUUUUGUUUGUUUGUUUUAAAUAGUUCUGUACACGGCUUUCUGUCAAUCCCAUAUUCAAUUUUGUCAGCCUGGCCACUUGCUCAUCUUGUCACAUUCUCUGUAACUAUAGCAACAUGGAAACCACUCUCAACCAUAGAAAUAAUUUCACAAGAAACCUAGUAGGAACUGGGUUUUUGGAAAUUUCCUUGCCUAGUAGCAAAGGUGGUUCUUCCCCCCGCCCCCCCUCCAUGGAAAUCACCUAAUAAUUGCCUUGUUUAGUAGGGAAGUUUUUGUACAUCCUUCCCCACCAAACUAAAUGGGGUUUGGCUCUGCGUUUGGGAAGAUGAGGGCAGAUUGUCCAGCAGCUUCUCUUUAUUUAGUUAAGUAUUUCCCUUUGGGAUUAGUUUGGGGUUUUUUGCUCCCUCCUUCAGAAAUUUGGAAGCUGUAUGGUGUACCCAAGUCCCCAGCUAGUUGUGUUUUUCCUGUAAAUCAUGUCUUCUGCCUGAAGCACUCGCACAGAGGUGAAAAGCAUGGAAGACGCUUUCCCUUUUCCAGAGAGAGAGAGGUAGCUGUGAGAUCUCAUGCCAGUGCUUCAGAGGGCCCCAAGCUCUCUAGCACUUGAUGGUUCUGAAACAGUGGCCGUGGUCCCACAGUGUCUGUGCUGUCCAUCCAGUCCUUGUAGCCUUUUGAAUACAAGUUAUAGCUUGGUUGGCUGUGGUAGCAAAGUUUAUUACUUUUUCCUUUCUUGGAAGUAGAUUGUCUGUUAGGCAAAGCCGUGAAUAACGACAGAAAGGAACUUUAAAGAGCCUUAGUGUACCAUCAGGAUUGGCAGAUAAAGCUCUGUUUGAAAUUAACUUUCCAUUCACAAGGAAACUACUCUUCCUUUUAGGUUUCGUAUCACAUAGCUUAGUUCCGUAGCCUGUCACUUAGAAUGGUCUGGACCUUUUUUGUUCUCUCUGCUUGUACCUGAUAGUUAAUUUUGGUGGGAAGUGGGGAGAGAUGGACAGCUGGCUAUCUCCAGUCUCUUCUAAAUCAGUGACUGUCUCAACUCUUCUUUCUGUGAACUGCUUCAUAAGAUAGAGAGCCUGGCAUGGUCCUGCCCUGUUACUGCAAGAUCCACUGGGUCUUACAAUACUCUCAUUCAUACUACUAGAUAGAGCUCUGUGAUCUGGACUACAGUUUGAGAGUUGCUGUUCUAGACAAUGGACCCAGGUAGUCCCUUGCAACUGGAUUGUAGAAUUAAUCGCUAAAGUUUUCAGUGAAAUGUCCAGUUUGGCCUCCUUAAACAAGUGAAGAUCUUCCCUUAUGCUACUUACCCCUUCUGUUACAUUGGUUUGAGGCAUACAGGCAGAGCAAGUGGUGCUUAACGUACCCACGUCACAUCAUUUUGGCAAUACCAGCUUUGUUUUUCAACAGGAAAUCUUUUCCUGGUCUGAAAUCUCCCCACCUCUGUGCCUAGUGUCGUCUUUUCUGACUCUCUUUUUAAUAAACAUUCUUUCACCCAUUUCCUUUCUGGGGGUGGUAAUUAAUAUUACAGUGGUUCUGGAGAGCACCCGUCACAAAAAGCCUGAGGCACUCUGCAUUUCAAACACUAUUAAAAAGAGCAUCAACCAUCCUCCUUCAGAUGUGAUGUAAAGACUGAACAGCUUUCCAAGUCUAAAUAGCAUAAACAUGAUAAGCUCUUAAUGCUGAAACCUCUAGAGCCAAAGGUCUUUGAUUGAUAUUUAGGACAAAUAAAUAGUCUGGUAGAAUCUAACCAUGAACCUAAGAAAAAUCUGUUAAUGCUUUUACAUAACUCUUUAUUUUCCAAGUGAUGUGUGAACAUUAAUAAUCCUCAAUGCCCUUGGGAAGGAGAAGGAAGGUGUUUUCUGCUUUUCUGCUUUUCACAGAAGAGGAGACAGAGAGACAGCGAGUCAAUGGUAGAAACAGGUUUGGAAAUCUGGAUUUUUUUGUUCCCAGCCUCUAGGUCACAACCCAUCCCUAAGCCAGUAGUUGGUCAAAGGAGUCACUACAGAAUGCAAGUACUGCUUUCACCAGAAGGGUGAAUGUGCCCCGUGUGAGGCACUGAUCCUGCAAAGUUUUACACACUAAGUAGUCCCACUGAAAUCAAAGCUAUUUAUAUUGUGUAAAGUUGAGCAAGUGUGUAGGUCCCUGCAAGAUCAGGAUACUUAGUCCCUAGCUAUGAGCCCCAUUCAUAAUGUGGUGGACUGCUGGGAUGGCCUUGGAGUCAACUAAGGAUCAGACACAUUAUGCAGAGAUAGAAGGUUGUUUUUAACUAUUUGUUUAAACCUAUUUUAGGCCUAAUGGUCAUAAAAAUAUCAUUUUGAAAGGAAACUGAAAUAUGUACAAAAAUAGCAGAAUGCUGUAAUGUUUGUCAAGUAAGGAUCUGGAAAGACAUUAUAUUUGAAAACUGCUAAUAAAAGUGGUAGAGUUCUUCCUUUCAGUAGGGGAAGUUACCAAGACUCAGAAGCAGGAUUAAGUUAAAUCGCUCUUUACAAACUAUUUCUCCUUAUUCAAGAAUUAGCUGGAUACUUCACUAGAAUUUUUCUUCUUAGCACUGUCUUUACUAUCGCCAUAGUACCCAUCAUCCAUUCACAGGAGCAGAGAGGUUUCAAAUUGGCUGGGAGAGUAGGAGGAUACAGUCUGGCCCUAAAGUUUAUUUUUUGUGUAAAGUUAAAAGAAAAAAAAUCUUUGACCCUCGUGUACCCAUUGAUGUUUCUGAAAUACACUUUUAAAAGAAAAUCUGCUCAGGCUGUGAUUUAUAAUAUUAUUUGAUUUAGAGUAGAUGAUACCGGUCAAUUUUGUUUAGGGACAUGCAGGCAUCAGAAGUGUUCUUAUUUAUGCCUCUAAGUGAAAGUCACCCAUUUCUUUCCAAAAAUGAGAUGAAGUACAUCUUGCGCUGGCAUACACUAUUCACAAUCCCACUGGACUCAUUCAGCUCUGCUGGAUGAAUGACCUAGUGAAAAUGUGUCUCUUGGUAGCGAUGGGCUAAUAAAUUUUUUUUGUAUAACUAGUCACAGGUGUUCCUUUUUAAAUUAUACUUGGCAAAGAAAAUAUUUAAUUUUGUUUUUAUAUACAAUAUACCUAGUUAACCUUGAUUGACAUAUUUAUAACAUAGAGCUUUGAACUUACUAUGAAGGUUUUCAGUCCCAUGGAUUUCGUGAGCUAAGUAAAAGCUAAUUUACAUAUAGUGAAGGAUAUGGAAAUUGUCAUAAAUUCAUAAUGAAGACUUAAAAACAUUUAAAAAGGCAGUGUCCAGAUCUUGUAAACAGGUUUUGGGGGUUUGGUUGGGGCUGGUCCUACAACUAUAUUAAUAACCUCUGGAUGUGAAAUACUGAGGGAACAGGAUGAAAUAUACAUCUGCUUCUUUUGACUUGCAAGGGACCCGAUGAGUAUCCAGAACAUAGUAAAUUUCAGGGUGUCCUUUUUUUUGACAAAUGUCUUAACAGACAUAUUUAGUUGUAAGCUUCACAUUUGAAAGGAAAUAUCUAUAACUAGUUUGACUUAGUACUUUUAGUAAUCUUUUAAUCCUAAAAGUAAAAUAGUCUAAAUAUUUUAGCAAUGCUAUAUUGUUCCUGAAGUCUAUAGGUUUAAAGUGGUUCAGGCUAGCAGCCUGGUAUUUUGAAAAUUUGCUACUUUCAAUUUUCUACUUUUUAUACUUUAGAUCUUGAAUGUUUACUGGUUCCUAGCAAUUGGAUAUUGUGGAGGGAUAGUGCAUCUUAUCACUACCAUUCAUGCAACUUUAAAUCACAUUGCAGACCUAUAGUGAGAAUAGUACUUUUUAUUUGUAUUGUGAUUCAAUUUAAUGCAUUUUAAAGUAAUUCCUAUAUUUAAAAUACAACGCUUAGGACAUCCUAGAAUGAAUGAUAUAGCUACUUGAAAGGUGUUCUGUUGGCCAGGUUUCUCCUCUUCUACAUUAGUGUCCAUUGAAACUGUUUGUAUAUGUUGAAGUUUGUAAGGGUUCAGGAACCCAGAAUAAAAUAGUAAAGUAUGUAUUUAUUACUCACUUUAUUGCUCAGUUCUGAUUUGAAAAGUUGACAUUUUGUUAUGCCUUUUCACAUACUUGUAAACAAAUAUUGGAAAAACUGCUUCACCUAGGGUGCCUUCCAUGUUUGGUAUAAGUACUUUGUCAGUCAUAAAGACAGAAAUGUAAUAUACUAAACCAGUAAACACUAUUUUUGUAACGUGGCUUACUAACACAUUUCCAGCUUUGUGUUUUAUUUUCAGUAACACUAGCCUUAAUGGUAACAGCAGCCAUUUUUUCCCUUUAUACACUAAUAGUAAAGUUCUGCGUUCAAGGUAGAACAGGAAAGUUGUACCUAUUUUGCUCUGCUCUGCUCAAAACUGUAACCUGAAAGGUGAAAAACAACUCAGACUAACAGAGAAAUAUACUUGAAAAUACUCCCUCCCUCCCCCCCCAAGACAUGCCUGAAGAGAUCGCCAUUUGUGAGAUGCAUAUGCAACCCUGAUGCUGAAUCUGAGCCCCAACUGGGGCUGAUCCAAACAUUCCUGCAUCUAGACCACUACUUAAGAUAGAAUAUCAGUUUUUAAAAGAAAUCUCUUGUCUUGGCUGAAAGACUUUAAAUGGCAGGGAAUCUAGUCCUGUGCUACCAUACUUGUGAAUGUGAACAGCAAGAGGUUCAGAAAUGUCAUCUAGAAUAAAAUCUUUUUUUUUUUUCCAAAUCUGUGUGUAGGUUAAAUCAGAGUUAGAAUUCUCUGUCUUUGAACUUGCAGACUGCUGGGCUGGGCAAAGUUGGUCCACUUUUCCUUUUAAUAUUAGCACAACUCGCCUGUGUGAUACCCUUGUGUGUUUCCCCUUUUGGAUAAGGAAACUAAUUUUCUGCCAAGGAAAAUACUUUAAGCAUUUUCGUAUGUGCCACUGCAGAUUCAGGGCCUGAUUCUGCAGCCCUUACUCAGGCAAAACUCCCCGUUGACUUCAAGGACCAUAGGCUCAGGCCCCUAUGUGAUUAUCCCGCCUUCAUGUGUAAAAGCAUGUUCUGACUCAGACAAAUGAAUUUUUAGUUUUAAGAAAAUUGCAUUCAAGCAAAAUGUUAUGUAUAAAGAUCAUUUACAAUCUGAUACAAUCCAACUGUAUUUUUGGUUGGUGUUCUUACAUCUAUUUUAGAUCAGCAAAAAACCACAAGUAAGAUGGUCAACAAACAAUAUUGAAAGUUUCUAGCACAGGUACUUACCCUCUAAUCCAAACUGGUGUCACCUUCUUCACAGUAUCAGUAACUAAUUUAACCUGAUACAGUACGUGUAGUAGCUGUCAGGCUGUUUAUGCAAAGAAAUUCUAUUGAUGCUCUGGACAACUUUAAAGGCAAGAAAAUCAUACGAGAACAAACGCUUCCUAAACUUGUUUUAUAGAGACAACUGAUAUUCCUUUAUAUGUUAUGCACUUCUUUUCUUUUUUAAUUAAUGUUCUAGUAUAAACAAAAGUUGAAGGAUUGUAAUAAAUUUACUAAUGUGAUAUAGAAGGCAAUCUCUAAGUUGCUGUUUAUCUUGUCUAUAUGUUUUUAAAACACAUGCCUUUAUAACACAACUUAAAUGGUGUAUUGUAUCAGUUUUAAAUGUCAUUUUGCUUAUUCUGUGUUUUGUAUAUGGGCACAAUUUUUUUUUUAAAUUUUCCAAUUUAAAAUGUAGUAUUUGUGCUGCCUUUAGAGUUUGCUAUUGUCUCUUUGCUAGCUUUUUUCCUUUGUUCUUUUGAUAUAUCAAGAUAAUGAGCUCUAAAAAUUUUCAUGGUACUCUUCUGAUUACGUCUUCAUAGUGGUAAAAUCUGUAUUUUUGUAUGUAGGGAAAAUAGUUUUCUGAACACUAAUUUCUGAUCAGUAUAGUACGGAAUCAUUUGUGAAGGAUUUCUUGUUUAAUAAAUGGACAUGUUAAAGUGUU
Mauremys reevesii (Reeves's turtle) is the source of this 11169-nucleotide messenger RNA. It is a transcript of the gene CMTM4, whose product is annotated as CKLF like MARVEL transmembrane domain containing 4. Gene Ontology annotation, cellular component: membrane. The record is from RefSeq and is a predicted model, not a curated record. The transcript has 4 exons. The coding region runs from base 140 to 775 and encodes 211 amino acids. NCBI's taxonomy places the organism in Eukaryota, Metazoa, Chordata, Testudines, Geoemydidae.